Molecule: messenger RNA, 4410 nt
Organism: Patiria miniata (bat star)
Lineage: Eukaryota; Metazoa; Echinodermata; Asteroidea; Valvatida; Asterinidae
Gene: pik3ca
Product: phosphatidylinositol 4,5-bisphosphate 3-kinase catalytic subunit alpha isoform-like
Exons: 18
Coding region: 1272-4394 (1040 amino acids)
Biological process (GO): phosphatidylinositol-mediated signaling; phosphatidylinositol-3-phosphate biosynthetic process; cell migration
Cellular component (GO): plasma membrane; phosphatidylinositol 3-kinase complex, class IA; cytoplasm
Molecular function (GO): 1-phosphatidylinositol-4-phosphate 3-kinase activity; 1-phosphatidylinositol-3-kinase activity
Source: RefSeq, a predicted model, not a curated record
UUGGCGACCGCGCUAUGCAUUGUGGUCUGGUAAACAACUGGACAUCGCCGGUGUGGUGCGUGCGACGUGAAUUUGCUGUGAAUUUUGCUGUGAUUGUGAAUUUUGACAGAAAGUUUACUAACAAACAAGUUCCCUGCUUAACCGGACAGGUGUACCAAGGGGAGCGCGACAUUAAGAUGUCAGCUGAAAUGCCCUGCAAAUAUCCGUUUUAAUUAGACCCUCGAGACGCAGAGCGAUGAGAGGGACGGAGAUUGGACUUAAACGUUCAGCCAUCGUGAAUUCUUAACGAUCAGAUGCAUUCUCCUCAGUUGGCAUAAAGAUCCGCGGCCAACCGUUCGCAAGCCGCAGAAUUUUUUUUAUCCUCGCUUUUCUGGAAAGUGGAGAGAACAGGCAGGAGUAUUCGUCUAGAAGGAUCAGUGACAGUGCUUGCACUGUGAAGAUUGGUUGUUCGGGAAACCGGAGAAACGAAACUUUAUCUUUACGUUUCCAACAGUUGGACGCAUCCACGUACUAGCUUCAGGAGAUUUUGAUAGAGAUAACUGGAGACAAGCGACGAGAGAUAUCUACAUUCCGGUGAUCGUAUCGUGGGUUUUGAAACCAGUUGGAGAAAUCCUACCUGUGAUACGAGAAACUGAACUGCGUGCUUGACCUUUAAAGUUCUGGUACAAAACGGGCCGGUAAACAAGGGUGGAGAAUCGAUGAGCGUCUUGUUCCAAAGGUUGCGAUCCGGGGAAAUUUGAGCCAAAAUUCUGAGUGUUGAGUUUAAACCAGAAGACAGGUUAAAGUUUCACCAGAAUCUGACGUCAAGAGAAUACAAGAAGCUUGUUGGAAAUGUCAGAAUCUGUUUGAGGAAUUCAUACUUUUAAGAAUUGCAGAAGAAAAGUACAAAACAAUUGUAAAUAGAAUCAUAAAAAAGCAGGCGUCUUAAAUUUGUGAAGCAUCAUCAAUUGAAAAUCAAUGCUAAUUUUGUUAAUUUGUUAAAAAAAGGUUGAUCAGCAUUUCUCAAAGUUGGUACAAAACUCGAAGCAAGUGUUCAAUGAUGAAUUUGUCAUCUUCGAGCUGAUUUCAUCAAUUUACGAAAGUUGUCUACUAAAUAUCGUGACAGUCGAUUCUAAAAAUGCGUUCCCUUCCCUUCGAAACAAAGGGGAAGAGCGGCCAAUCACAAACUGGAACAAGGUAACACCAACUUUUCUCAAUUACCCCUGAAAAAGGUCAAAUUUGACUGAUAUUUGAUCUUCCAAAAAAGUAAGCAAAAACUUGGGACCACCAAAAUGCCGCCGUCUUCGGGCGAGCUCUGGGGCUCGCAUUUUAUGCCAGCCAAGAUCAACAUUGAGUGCCUCCUUCCGACGGGAAUUAUCGUUCCCCUGGAGUGCGUGCGCGAGGCCACGCUGGAGAACGUCAAAGCCCUCCUGUGGAAGGAGGCCAAGAAACUCCCCCUCGCCAACAAGCUGAGCGAGGCCUCGUCCUACAUCUUCGUCACCAUUACCCAGGAUGCCGAGCGGGAGGAGUUUUACGACGAGGGCCGGCGGCUGUGCGACCUGCGGCUGUUCCAGCCCUGGCUGAAGGUGGUGGAACCGGCGGGGAACCGGGAAGAAAAGAUGCUCAAUUACGAAAUAGGCACGGCCAUUGGCAUGCCCGUGACGGAGUUUGACUCCAUGAAGGAUCCCGAGGUCGUGGAUUUCCGCCGCAACAUCCUGACGCUGUGCAAGGAAGUCGUUGAGGAGCGGGAGAUGCAAGGCAAGACCGAGCACGCCAUGUACGUCUACCCGCCCAACAUGUACGUCUUACCGGAACUGCCCAAACACAUCAUGCAAAAACUGGACAGGGGUCGGGUCACCAUCUGCAUUUGGGUCAUCUCCUCCAGCGGCGACAGCAUGAGCUACACCUGCAAGAUCGCCCACGACUGCAAACCCGAGGACAUCAUCGCCGAGACGAUCCGCAAACGUACAGAGAGCAUGGCCCUGUCGCCCAAUCAGCAGCAGCGCUGCGUGGAGGAGUACAAGGGCACUUACGUCCUUAAAGUCUGCGGCUGCGACGAGUACAUCAUGGACAACUACCCCAUAUCGCAAUUUAAGUACAUCCGCCAAUGCAUCCUCCGUAAGAAGACCCCCAAGCUGAUCCUGAUGGCACGGGACAGCCUCCUGAACAGCCUGCCUGAGGUGACCUUCCCCCUCCCCUCUUACAUGAGGCGGGCUCCGCCCACCCUCCCCAGGGACAACCUGCAGGCGAAGUGUCUGUGGGACGUCAGUGACUACUUCAAGGUCAAGAUCAACUGUGCAAUGUAUGUCAACGUCAAGGAACUUGACAAGAUCUAUGUGCGCUCAGGUAUCUACCACGGCUCAGAGUCCCUGUGCCCCCAGGUCAUGACGGAGCACGUCCCCUGUUCCAAUCCCCGCUGGAACGAGUGGCUGACCUACGAGCUGCGCAUCCCGGACAUACCGCGCAGCGCCCGGCUGUGCGUCUCCAUCUGCUCAACCAGCAAACGCAAAGGCAAAAAAGAGUCUGUCUGCAUCGCCUGGGGUAACGUCAAUCUCUUUGACUACACCAACCGCCUGCAAGCCGGGAGUCUGCGCCUCUACCUCUGGCCCCUCCCCCAGGGCCACGAUGAGCUGCUCAACCCCUUCGGCCAGACUGGUUCCAAUCCCAACAAGGAUGCGCCGUGCCUGGAGCUGGAGUGCGAGCGCUACAAGUACAGCCUGGUCUUCCCGCAGUUUCAGGAGAUCAGCGAUCAUGCCGCCAACGUGCCCUCGAAGCCGUCUAAAAUACCAUCGGUUGAGGAGGCUAGAUUACUAGACGAGAUCAUCCGACGAGACACGCUGCAUGAAAUGUCAGAACAAGACAAAGAACUAGUCUGGGAUUGCAGGUUAUACUGUCAAGCGAGACCAAACUCUUUGCCCAAGCUGCUCAACGCUGUCAAGUGGAAUUCCAGAGAUGAUGUAUCACAGCUGUACAUCCUACUCAAAGACUGGGACCUCGUAGACAAUGAGACAGCGUUAGGUCUUCUAGACUGCAGCUACGCGGAUCUCGGAGUCAGAACCUUCGCUGUGGAAUCGCUGGAACAGAACCUGACAGAUGAGGAACUAUUACAGUACAUCCUGCAACUUGUCCAGGUUUUGAAAUACGAAUCCUAUCUGGACAAUCCUCUGGCACGGUUUCUCAUGAGAAGGUCCCUCUACAACCAGCGCAUUGGACAUUUCUUCUUCUGGCAUCUCAGGUCUGAGAUGCACAAACCCAAAGUCAGCCAGAGGUUUGGCCUGAUGCUGGAGGCCUACUGCCGAGCCCUAGGACCGUACCUCAAGCUCAUCGUCAAGCAGGUCGAGGCCAUCGAUAAAUUGACAAACCUGACCAUAUCGCUCAGCGUGCGCAAGGACGACACCAGUAAAGACCGGCUGAAAUACCUGUCGGACCAGAUGCAGCAGGCAGACUUCAUCGACGCCCUCCAGCACUUCCCCCUGCCGCUCAACCCCACCUUCACCCUGGGCAAGCUGAAGGUGGAGGACUGUCGUAUCAUGUCCUCGGCCAAGCGCCCUCUAUGGCUGGUCUGGGAGAACCACGAAUUGAUGGCCGACGCCAUGUUUGCCGACAUGAAGAUCAUCUUCAAGAAGGGUGACGAUUUGCGGCAGGACAUGCUGACGCUGCAGAUCUUUGAAAUCAUGGACAACAUUUGGCAGAUGAACGGGCUGGACCUCAAUAUGCAACCCUACAAGUGUUUAGCCUCAGGUAAUGCCACCGGUUUGAUCGAGGUGGUUCAGAACUCACUGACGAUUUACGACAUACAACACAAAGCCGGCAUCAUGGGGACCCUACAGCUGAAGAGCAGCGUGUUGCAUCAGUGGAUCAAGGAGAAGAACAAGGGAGAUCAGUAUGACGAUGCCAUCGACAUGUUCACCAAGUCCUGCGCCGGAUACUGCGUGGCCACUUUCAUCUUGGGUAUCGGGGACCGGCACAACGACAACAUCAUGCUCAAUGAGAACGGACAGAUUUUCCACAUCGACUUUGGUCACUUCUUGGGUCACAUCAAGAAGAAGUACGGUAUCAAGCGGGAGCGCGUCCCCUUCGUGCUGACGGAGGACUUCCUUCGAGUCAUCACCAAGGGCAAUGAUAUCAACAAGAGUCCGGAGUUUAAAAAGUUCCAGGAGCUAUGCUGCUCGGCCUACCUCAUCCUCCGCCGCUCGGCCAACCUCUUCAUUUCCCUCUUCUCCAUGAUGCUGGCCACGGGCAUCCCAGAGCUGCAGUCCAUCGACGACAUCUCCUACCUCCGCAAGACCAUGGCGGUGGAGAAGGAAGAAGCAGAGGCCGUAGAGUACUUCAUGAAGCAGCUGAAUGAGGCCCACGGUGGUGGAUGGACCACUAAGAUGGACUGGCUGUGCCACGCACUUAAACACGGCAUCUAGAGACACUUCAAGGUAG